CCGCUUUGCCAAGUCGUCGCAACAAGUCGUCCGCGGCAACAAGGCGCCACGGAAGCACAGACUUUCAGGUGCACAUUGGGACGACCACGUUUGCAACCGCUCAACAGCAGCGCCUUAUAUAGCGGAGCGUCUCAAAGCAGCGUCUCUGAGGUCAUUCUGUCUUGAAGAGCAGCUAGUCCGUUGUCUCGUCUUGUUUGACGGUGUUUGCGUGAGCCACCCAUUACCUCGCAAUUUGUGGGCCACCUGGAUAGCGAAAGACCUAGGACAUAUCCGACCGAGCGCUGCAUAAUAGGAAACGCCGCCGAACUAUCAACGCUAGCGUGUUGCGGCACCUCCGCCUUCCGAAACCACAUUGCACCCUCCCAGAGGAGCCAUCUCGACGGUCAUGAGUAGCAGCGACGCAGGGGCGGCCGUGCCCGGCUCGACGAUCGUCAAGCGCAACUGGUUCUCGACUAUCAUAAACCAGCUGUUUAUCAUGCUGAAACGGAACACUAUCUUGCAAAUAAGAUAUACCAAAUCGACAGUGAGUCAAUGUAUCGUUGCUCCGAUCGUGUUUAUGCUGCUGUUGCUGGUCUUGCAGCAGGCUUCCAAUGCGAACCAGAGGAAGGAGGUUCUUGAUCCAUUUGAGGCCCCGUUACAAGGGGUUUACAACUGUCAGGGCAAGGAUCCAGACAGCCCAUGCAUCAACAUUAUGUACACACCCCAAAGCCCCGACAUCAACAGCGUCAUGGCAACCUUCGCAGCCAAGAACGCCGCGCGAACCGGCGAAGCAGCGUUCGCCGUGGAAACAGCCCUCACGGACGUCAAAUUCAAACCCACCCGCAAAAUGGGCAUCAUCCCCGUCGCCAACCAGGAUUUCGUGUACGAGUACUCCCUGGUCACGCCGAACGUGACCGCGUGGGGUAUCAACUUCACUGACACCGUUGGCCCGCCGCGCAACUUUGCGUACCAGGUCUGGUUCAACUCGUCCAAUGUGGCGAACGGGACGGAUAUCUAUGGACGGCAACUUGUUGCGCUAAUGAGAGGAAUUGACGAGGCUAUUAUCUCGGUAUUGAACGCUCAAUCCGCCACACUGGACGUGAGCAUCAAAGACUGGCCCCUAAUCCCUCCCAAAACCACCUCCGACAUCAUCAUCCAAUCCCUCGGCCCCGUCUUCUUCUUCUGCUCAGAGAUGGUCAUCUUCAUCAACAUCCUCAACCUGAUCGUCACCGAGAAGGAAGCCAAACUCCGUCACGGCAUGGAGAUGAUGGGCCUCAAGCCCUCCGUGUACUGGUUCUCCCAGUUUCUUUCCAACUCCCUCCUCAUCGCCGUCGGCGCCCUCGUCACGGGAAUAUUUGGACUCAUCUGCAACUUCUUUGCGUUCAAGAACACGAACUUUGCGGUUAUUCUGAUCACCUUCUUUUUGUUUGGCGAGGGUAUGAUGAUGCUCGCUUUCUUUAUCACGACGUUUGUGAGGAAGGCCAGGGUCGCGAUCUUGAUUGGGAUCUUUGUGUUUAUCAUUGGGCUGCUGUUUGAGAGCUUCGUGUUUAGUAGCAGCUUUGUGGGGUAUAUUUGGUGGGACUCUGGGACGAGCCCCAUUGCUUGGAAAGUUCUGAUAUUUUUCCCAUUCUUCAACUUCGGCAAAAUGUUUCUCGACAUCACCACCUACACCACCGGCCGCGUCGACACCCUCACCAACACCGCCAUCCCGGGCCCGGGCUUCGCCUGGUCCACCCUCAACCAAAAACUCCCAAAGGACCUUCUCCCCACCUACGGCUCCGGCUCCGUCCCCGACGUCCCGGCGCCCAUCCAGAGCUGGCACUUCCUCCUCAUGAACAUCCUGUUCUACGGCGUAUUGACGUGGUACUUUGACAGUGUGAUUCCCGAUGAGUUUGGGUGGACGCGCCCGCCGUGGUUCUUUUUGACCCCGAGUUACUGGGGGGUUACGGGACGCAGAGGCAAGCAGCAGGAUCCGGUGGCAUGGUUGAAACGGCAGAAGGGGGCGAAGGUGAGGGAUACGGUGGAGGGGGAGCCGAGGGAUGUGGCGGAGGAGAGGAGGAGGGCUUUGGAUGAUGCCUACCAUCCAGCCCUCCAAAUCGUCAACCUGCGCAAAGUGUACCAAAACGGCUGGUUCAAAUCCAAAACGGACAAGGUCGCCGUGCGCAACCUGUGCCUCACAUUUGAGGAAGGCAAGCUGCUCGCCCUGCUCGGCCAGAACGGUGCGGGAAAAUCCACGUCGAUGAAUAUCCUGACCGGUUUGACCCCGCCGACUAGCGGAGAUGCGUUGAUGUAUGGGUUUAGCGUGAGGGACCAGACCCCGGAUAUCAGGGAAAUUUUGGGUGUUUGUUUGCAGCAUGAUAUCCUCUUCGACGACCUAACGGCCGAAGAGCACAUCCGCCUCUACGCGGGCCUCAAAGGCGUCGACCCUUCCACCUGGGACACCCUCGUCGAAUCCCGCCUCACCGCCGUCCGCCUCUACAAAGUCCGCAACCAACGCUCGGGCACCUUCUCCGGCGGCAUGAAACGCCGCCUGUCCCUCGUCAUCUCCACCAUCGGCGACCCCAAAAUCAUCUUCAUGGACGAGCCCACCACGGGCAUGGACCCCGUCAACCGCCGGCAUGUGUGGGAAUUCAUCGAGAAAUUCAAACGCGGGCGUGUGAUUGUGCUUACCACCCAUUCGAUGGAGGAGGCGGAUGUCCUUGGGGAUAGGAUCGCGAUUAUGGCGCAUGGACGGUUGAGAGCGAUUGGGUCGUCGAUUACGUUGAAGAGUCAGCAUGGGACCGGGUAUAGGGUGUCGAUCAUCGUUGACCCGGAACACUCGGCUUACGCGAAGGGGGUUAUCGCCAACAUGGCACCCACGGCGGUGUUGGAGGACGACUCGGCCGGCGCGCUGUUGUACCAGUUCCCGUCUGGCCCUGCAGGAGCGGGUCGUGGGGGCCCGAGGAGCGAGGGUCAGGAGGAGUUGCAGCGGUUUAUUGCGUUCUUGGAGGGGAGUGACGAGAAUGUCGAUCCUGCUGCUGCGGCUGCACAGCAAGGUGAGAAUGGGAAAGAGCAGUCGGGCCCGUGGUGGGUCAAAGCGUGGGGAAUCUCCCAGACGACACUCGAGGAGGUGUUCCUGAGACUUAUCAGGGAUGCGAAUCCGCAGGGGUAUAGUGGUACGUAACUGUAUUAACCCCCUCCCUCCGCCCCUAUCUCCUCCCACCUAAACUGACCCUUCCUCGAUUUCAAAGGCUACGAACAAUCCAACGGAGG
Messenger RNA from Fimicolochytrium jonesii, 3231 nucleotides. RefSeq lists its product as uncharacterized. The transcript is spliced from 8 exons. The coding region runs from base 386 to 3142 and encodes 918 amino acids. Gene Ontology annotation, biological process: lipid transport; transmembrane transport. Gene Ontology annotation, cellular component: membrane; intracellular membrane-bounded organelle. The record is from RefSeq and is a predicted model, not a curated record. Lineage: Eukaryota; Fungi; Chytridiomycota; Chytridiomycetes; Spizellomycetales; Powellomycetaceae. Gene Ontology annotation, molecular function: ATP hydrolysis activity; ABC-type transporter activity; lipid carrier activity.